AUGCCUGUUCCUGAAGAAAAAUUGAGCAAAUUGAGACGAGAGUUCUUGUAUUGGUAUCCAGUGGAUAUGCGUGUAUCUGGAAAAGAUUUAGUGCAGAAUCACCUGACAUACUUUCUGUUCAACCACGUCACCAUUUGGAAAGAUCAUCCGGAGUUGUGGCCGAAGAGUAUUCGAGCGAAUGGUCAUCUGCUGCUGAAUAAUGAAAAGAUGUCGAAACAGACGGGUAACUUCUUGACGUUGAGUGAUAGUGUGACGCAGUUCUCGGCCGAUGGAAUGCGUUUGUCACUGGCG
This is a messenger RNA of Anisakis simplex (herring worm), 291 nucleotides long. Lineage: Eukaryota; Metazoa; Nematoda; Chromadorea; Rhabditida; Anisakidae. The record is from the annotation of a GenBank genome assembly.